Spirodela intermedia is the source of this 2806-nucleotide messenger RNA. NCBI's taxonomy places the organism in Eukaryota, Viridiplantae, Streptophyta, Magnoliopsida, Alismatales, Araceae. The record is from the annotation of a GenBank genome assembly.
AUGGAAUUUUUGAAAGUGAAAAAUCUCUGGAGACCUCACAAAUCCAAGGCUAAAAAUCUUGAUCCGGAGGAGAGCAUGACACCGGAUACUGAGUUGAAGGCCGACAAUACUAAUGCUUCGCCAAAGGCAGUUGUUUGUGAUUCGGCUCCGGAUGUAGAGGAGGAUGAGGAUGAUGAUGAUUUGAUUACUAAUGAGAUAAAGAGGCGGCUGAAGGAGCUCAGAAGAAGCAAUUUCAUGGUUCUCAUUCCUGAAGAAUCAUGUCCAGAGGAAGAGGAAACAUGCUCGAGUGAAUGGAGAGAAUCGGAGGUGGAGGACGGUUAUCCAUGGUGCGGAUUUGACGCUUUGUAUGGCAAGUACUGUGAGCGGAUGCUAUUCUUUGACAAGAUGAGUGCGCAAAAGUUGCUGAAUGCUGGUAAGUUUUCGAGUUGGCAUCGUCAUGGUGAUUUAUCUAUACAGCGCCAAAAGAAAGUGUUCCAGUACAUUGGUUAAUGAUGAUUUUUUACGGACUUCUUCAUCCAAAUUGUAAAUGGUCAAUAUGCUAUUGCAGAAUAUUUUCUGUUAUAGCAGUUCUCAUCCAAGUUUUUGAACGUGAGCACAUUUUUGUAGCUUCGUGAUUCAGUCUUUCUUCCUUUAGAGCAGAAAUAAUUGGGUUAGUUGGGUUACCUUGAAAAUUCCGCGUGAAAUGCGUACAAAUGAAGGUUUUCUCUGAGAUAAUGUUUGCUAUCGUUGGGAAAGAACUUGAUUCUACAUGUUGCUCUUUAAAACGAGAUAUUUCGUCACCAGUCUGCAAUUCACAAGUUUUUUCCUUAUAACUUGUUGAAAGAUCAGCGGAGGAAGCUGGUGGGAUAUGGGGGGUGUGCCUGCGAGGUAUGCUGCGGCCUUGGUCAUGAGGACUAUUCAUUUCUUUCUUUCCCACUCUAACAGAGCUUAAUUCAUCCUUGUGCGGCGGGGGAAUCCCCAAUUUUCCCCAGGAAGAUAACAAAAAGGUAGAUAUAUGCGGGCUUCUCUUAGUUCCCUAGAAAGGUGCAAUUUAUAGAGCCACCCUCCUUCUUGAAGCUGUAAAUUUUCUUUCCAUGAAUUGAUUCUGUCUCGUUCUUUGCUGUGUUAUUAGCCUUCAAUCCUAUGGUGCUCUUGGGGAAUCGUUAUAUCAUUUAAAAAGUCUGGUGAAAUCCUAUGCCUAUGCAAUUGGCUUCAAACUUAAUUUUACCAAGUAGUUUAUAACAUGCCUACUGGCGAUUUUGAAAUUAAUCUGACAUGUGCAACCCUGUUUUGUUUAAUAAGUAUGCUCACCCGAUGUAUGGAAGCAUGGAGUACUUGUUCCCGUGCAGGUGGCCCGCUAUUUUUAUAUUUCGAAUUUUGUUGAACGGAUUAAUUAUUGGCUCUCCAGAAAUAAUUCAUUGGUUUCGCAAUAAUAUGUAGCUUACAUUGUUUUUUUGCGACCUUUGAAUGUGUUAAUUAUCCAGAAUUGGGCAAUAUCAGCUGUGAUAUCAUCCUAGAAUCAUGUUUUUCGGGGUAUCUUAAGAUUUUGUUUAUAUUUAUGUGUUUAUUUCCCGUCCAAGGGAGUGCUGUUCGUUCCAUAUUGUACGAGCUUCGUCAUUUUGACCGAUUUUUUACAGUUUCUGCCCCUUGCUCGAAUCCUGAAUGUUUCCUCUGAUAGGAUCCCAAAAUGUAUCAAGCACAUCUCCAAAAUCUGCGCCCAAGAAGCUUGUGUCAACUAUUCGAAGUUUAUCCUUCAAGAAGAAGAACGAACUGCAAGAGGAUGGUGGGCAACUGCAGCAGCAGCAGGAUGACGAGGAAGAUGACUACCAGAAUCUUGAGACAGUUUAUGUGGCACACGUUUGCUUGACUUGGGAGGCCCUCCAUUGUCGGUAUAUUCAGCUUAAAGAAAAGACAUCAUCACAGCCCGUGGAUCCCACCUUCUACAGCUUCGCCACGCAGGAGUUCCAGCAGUUUCAGGUUCUGCUUCAGAGGUUCAUAGAAAAUGAGCCCUUCGAGCGUGGCUCCCGGGUGGAGAUAUACGCCCAAUCUCGCCAUGCGAUGCCCAAACUGCUUCAGGUUCCUUGUCUCCAAGGUCUGAGGACGAGCUAUCUUUACUCCUAUUUUGGUGACUUCUGAGCUUCAUAUCUGGAGGGUUCAGUCGCACAGGACAUGUCUUUCAGGAACUGUGAUUCACGACCGUGAAAUACCUUUCGUUGAUUGAGUAAUUUUGCAGGGUUGGAACCGAAAGGCUACGAACAGGACGAUCUGGAGGGUUCUUCCACUGUUCUCGCCGCUGAUCUCAUGGAGGCCAUAGAAGAAGCGAUUUUGACAUUUCGCAUUUUCCUGAAGAUGGACAAGAAGAGAUCAUCUGGGUAUUUGAAUCUAUUUGGAGCUCACCAGUGCGCCAACUCCCUUCACCACGUCCAGAACUCCCUUGACAAGGUAGUCUGGUUUGUUCAUGCAGAGACCUGAGAUCAGCCCUCUGUCCUCCCUCUGCCCUCUACCGGCAGCAGCAUCCAGCAGCUGCCUCAUUCAAUGCAAUCCAGUCUGAAUUCCUGCAAUUGGCCGUGUGCAGAAGGAGAUGAAGCUGAAGGAGCUCAUCAGGAGGCAGAAGCGGGCGAAGAAGAAGAAGAAGCAGUGGCCGGCGACUGAGGAGGAAGUGGAGCUUCUGUUCGGGCUCAUCGACAUCAGGGUCGUCUCCAGGGUCCUGAGGAUGGCCAGGCUCAGCAAGGAGCACCUUCUGUGGUGCGAAGAGAAGAUGAGCAAGCUCCAGCUUUCCGACCAGCGCCUCCACAGGGACCCCUCCCCUGUUCUCUUCCCCUGCUGA